Stylonychia lemnae is the source of this 4305-nucleotide messenger RNA. NCBI's taxonomy places the organism in Eukaryota, Ciliophora, Spirotrichea, Sporadotrichida, Oxytrichidae. The record is from the annotation of a GenBank genome assembly.
AUGUAGAUCGAUACAAAGUCUAACAACUCGAGAUUAGAGAUGAUGGAAAUAGAUUAAGGGCACAUGAUACCUGAAUUCAAAUUCCCUCUUAAGAGAGAUGGUCUAUAAAUAGAACCUUCUGACCCUAACAAAUUCUGGGUUAAAAUAGUAAAAAGCUUUAAAGAAUGGACUGAGGAUAGAAUAUUAGAGAAACUUGAAGAGCUAAGUGACAAUUUGUGCGGCAUUUAAAAGUGCACCUAGAUCAUUGAUAAUGAGAACUUUGAUGAUCUUUACUCAAUGAUCAACAGGCUAGACGAUAUCCCAGUCAGUGGAAGAGUCCAGAUUCUAGAAGUCUUAAACAGCGGCUUGCAAUAGCUUCUUAAAUUGAUUGAUAAGAGUCAAAUCCUCAACAUUGAUUCGGCAUUUGAACAUAGAAGAAGUCUUCAAAGCAAUACAAUGUCCUAGCUAAUGAGUUUCAAUACUUAGGGAGGUAAGAUUGAUGUAAACUAGAUUAGAAAUAGUCUUAAAUCUUAUUUGUACUUGGUGACAUUUUUCCUCAGUGAAAACUCAAAAUUGAAGGAAAGUAAAGAGACCUAGUCGAAGUUUCGCAAAAAGCCAAAUCCUCUUGCCAGAACUGGUGGGAGAUCAAAUAGCAGUGCUCAGGAUAAAAAUGUUAACUAUAUGACUGAUAUGAGGGAAAAGACUGUCAAGUCACUAACUUACUUUAUUGAAAUGGUGGAGGAAAUGGAACUCAAGUACCUCUGGAGAGAUCAGAAAGUCGAAGAAGAUUUUGUCAAAUCUCUCAUAAAUAUGUCAUUCGACUUACUACUAAACCAAAACAAUACUAAAUUUUCUGAAGUUAAGGAGAGAAUUUUCGCUAUCUUGCAAAUCUGCAUGGAAAAGUUUGGGUCUGAUUUGAAGUAUAUGUCAAGUCAAAAUGCAACUAAAAUCAUUGAUUUGUUGUAUAAUCAAGAGAAUCUUGCUCCUCAUAUGGCAGACUUCGUAAGUCUGGUUAAUGAGAAGAUUGGGCCAUAAAUGCCAAAUGAAAUUUUAAGAGAGUUAAUGAAUCAGAUAUUCAAGUAAGAAAACAAUCAACAUGAGGGUCUCGGAUUGAAAAACAUUAGUAUUUUUAUGAGGAAACUUUCUAAAAAAUGCCCUAAAAUAAUGUAUCAGAACAUUUCAACUCUUCUUAAUUUGUUUGACUGUGAGUCUUACUUGCUACGUUAAGCAAUCAUCAAGAUUCUAAGCAAUAUUAUCAUGUUUGUUCUCAACAAGAUAGAGGACUAGGAGGAUACUAAUACAAGGGUAGCCUAUAACAAAACCAAAGAAAAGUUUAUAGAACAGAUUGUAAAGAGAUUCUUAGAUAAGUCAUCAUAUUGCCGUUCAAAAGCACUAAAAUCAAUCAGGAAGUUAGUUGAAAGUAAUUCUAUCCCUAGAUCUAGAUAUUCUGAGAUACUUGACCAAACUAUCAGCAGACUAAGAGAUUAGACAACUUAAGUGAGAAAAAAUGCUCUUAAACUUCUUGCUUUUUUGGUUAAUAUGUAUGGUGUAAUCCUAAAUGCUGACUUGGUAAAGGGUGAACAAUUUCUUAAGAUUCAUUAAGUAAGAGAAGAAUAUGAAUAAAAUGUAAAGGACUUAAAUGACUUAGAAGGUCUAAUCAAAGAAAAGGCAAAAGUUAUUCAAAAUGCCAAGGAUGUGAUAAUGAGUGAUAUCAAGUCUGAAAAUCCUAAGGUAAUCGAAUAAGAAGUUUUAAGAGACAAAAAAAUACAAAACUUAUUGAAGGAGGUCAGUGAAUUAUAAAACACCUACAGAGAUAAUGAGCAGAUUUGCCUGCAUCUGCAGGAGUAUCUUAAAUUUCUAGAGCAAAUUAACUAGUCUUCUAAAUACUUGAUUAUGCUUCUCUCAAGUAAAACCUAGUAUGAUACUAUUGAGACAGUCAAGCUCUUCUAGUACCUCUACUUAUUUGGAAUUGAAUCUGCUGAUGAAGGUAUCAAAAAGAUGCUUACUUUGCUGUUUUCCAAGGAUAUUGCAGUUUCAACUGCUGUAUUUGAAUGCUAUUAAAAAUUAUAUUUUGAUACCAAACAUACUUCAGACCUUAAGGCUAGAAAUUUAGUAGACAUGCUGAAAGGUGCUAAUCUUACUCAUCUUACAUGCGUAGAAGAACUCAUUAAAAAGUGCUUAGCUGCUAAUAUAUUUGAAAGAUAAGUUAUCAUGCAGUUAUGGAUGUUGUAUAAGGAAAAAAGAGAUUAGAUAGAAAGUGUCAUUGAAAAAUAAAAACAUUAACUUAAUCAAGCUCAAAUCAUAUAAUUAAGAAUGAUAGCAAAAGAAGAGUAAAGGUCUGCAGUUAAAAUUUUGAGAAUGGUUGGGUCUAGUAAUGUUGACUUCAUAAUAGACCUUAAGGAUUAAUUGUUCUAAAUCUCACUAAGAUUUGCAAAAGAAAAGAACCUAGACUUCAUCAUAAUGAAGGAAGCUCUUGUUACCUAUGAAAAAAUCAUAAUUCAUUAAAUGAAAAAGCAAAAGCAAAGAAACGAUGAAUAAUAGAAUUAGUAGCAGCAGAUUACUGAGAUUGAUAAGAAAUACCUUUUUGAGAUGUUCAAUGUAAUUAUUAAGAGUUUUGGCACUGAAAAUCUAGAUUGGUUCUGUGCUACUGAAGCUAUACUGAAUACCCUUUUCAAUAUUAAAACAAGAAAUUCACCAGAGUAUGCUAAGUUUUUCAUUCAGAAACUUACUGAGUCAAUGUAUCAGUCGAACAGGCAAUCUGAGAAUGAUGAUGGCAUUCAAAGUCUUGAAAAUGAUAACUUGAUGAGCUAAACUUAGCAAUCUUUUGGAAAUCUAGAUCAAUUGAGAUAAGAUAUCAAUGACUUUCACUAUGCAUAAAUAUUCUUUGUAGUUGGGCAUGUAGCCAUAAAGAUGUUGACAUUUAUAGAAUAGAUUGACAACCAACUCAAGAAAUCUGGCACCGAGACAUUCAAUCAGAGAGGGCCUAAGAAUGACAAAGGCGACGGAGAUAAAAAGGAAGAAGAUGAAUUAGAUCAAAUUGCUGGAGGUAAAGAAGCUGAAAUUGAGCAGUACUCUCAGACACUUAAGAAAAUCAUUGAGGAAUCUCUAAUAUAAGAGGGACUUUUGGGCAGAUUCUUGCCUCCAAUGCUAGCAGUGAGCUAAAUGGCAUUACAGAAACAUCAGAACCAGGCUGUCUAGAAUCAGCCAGUAAAUAUUUGCAUCCUUGAAAGAUCAGCUAUUCUAGCUCUUUGUAAAUAUAUGUGCGUCUCUGAAUUAAUAUGCUAACAGCAUCUAGAUGUGAUAAUUGGCUUAUUAAAGUCAGAGAUAGAAUUUGGUGUGAAAGCUAACAUUAUCAUUUCGCUGGGAGAUCUUUUUAACAGAUUCCCAAAUACACUGAAUGAAAGAACCAAGGACAUAUUCAUGUUACUGCAUGACCCUUAGAAUCUAGUUCGCAGACAAGCACUAAUGGUCAUUACUCAUUUGAUCCUUAAUGACAUGAUGAAACUGAAGGGUGAAAUAGUGGAUAUUUGCAUGCUCCUAGAAGAUUAAGAUGAAAGAAUUAGAGAUCAAGUCAAGCUUUUCUUGCAUGAGCUUCACACUAAAGGCAAUAAUAACAUUUACAAUCUUUUCCCAAAAGCAAUAAGCAGAUUGUCUAAGGAAUUCUAAGAUUUAUCAAUGGAAGAAUUCUAGAAUAUAGCUAAGAAUCUUCUAGAUCACAUCGAUAAAGAUAAAUAGACUGAGUAAAUUGUAGAAAAGCUGUGUUUGAAAUUCAGAAGUUCAGAAAAUCCUAUCGAGUGGAGAAAUACUGCCUACUGCUUGUCCUAGUUAAAGUAUACUGAAAAGAUAUUUAUCAAGCUUAUGGAAUACUAUGAUUUCUAUAAGGAUAUCAUCCUAAAGAAUAAUGAAGUGAGAAUUUAUUUUGCUACGCUAGUGGCAACUCUGAAAAAAUAGUUCAGUAAUAAACCUGAUUUAAGAAAGUUCCUUGAGGAGUAUGAAAUGAAGAUAUUAGCUUCAGACGAACAAGCAUAGCUCAACUUGAAGCAGAUUUAGAUUGUUGGAGGUGUUGGAAGUAUAUCCAAGCAAAGACCUAAGGGCAAGAAAGUUCAAAUUCAACAAAAAGCAGGGGAAAAUAAUAAUAUGGAGCUUGAUGAUGAUGAGGAGGUCAAGGAAAAUCUAAAUAUUAGCAAUGUUACAUCGGCGAGAUAGAGCAACCAAAAUACUAAGAAGAGAAAAAUUGCUGAUAUUUCAAAUCAAAGGUUAGUACAAAAGGGCAAGGCUUAGUAGUAGAAUAUAGAAAUAAUAAGUUCAGAUGAGGAAAUGAUGUGA